Molecule: messenger RNA, 2793 nt
Organism: Vigna radiata var. radiata (mung bean)
Lineage: Eukaryota; Viridiplantae; Streptophyta; Magnoliopsida; Fabales; Fabaceae
Product: probable magnesium transporter NIPA3
Exons: 7
Coding region: 176-940 (254 amino acids)
Biological process (GO): magnesium ion transport
Cellular component (GO): membrane
Molecular function (GO): magnesium ion transmembrane transporter activity
Source: RefSeq, a predicted model, not a curated record
UUUGUGGCUGUUCGCACUCUAUCUUUUCCUGCUUUCCAUGCCACAAUCAUGAAACAGGUAAUGAUGAUGAUCUGAGGAACCGUGUUUGUCUCGUGUCUCAUCCAUGAAGAGAAGGAGAAGACGAACGAAGACGAAGAAGAGAUUCAAAAUCUGAAGAGAACCAAGAUUUUUCGUGAUGGGUCUGUCCAAGGAGAAUCUGAAAGGUCUCAUACUGGCUUUGGUGUCAAGUGGGUUCAUUGGGGCAAGUUUCAUCAUUAAGAAGCAAGGUCUCAGAAGAGCUGCAGCAGCUUCUGGUGUCAGGGCUGGUUUUGGUGGGUAUUAUUAUCUCUUGGAGCCACUCUGGUGGGUGGGAAUGAUCACAAUGAUUGCUGGAGAGGUUGCAAACUUUGUUGCAUAUGCGUUUGCCCCAGCGGUUCUAGUUACCCCUCUUGGCGCAUUAAGUAUUAUUGUGAGUGCUGUGUUGGCUGACAUUAUUCUGAAAGAGAAGCUACACCAUCUUGGGAUAUUGGGCUGUGUAAUGUGCAUUGCUGGUAGUAUCAUUAUUGUUAUUCAUGCUCCUAGGGAACAACCCAUUAAGUCAGUUCAGGAAAUAUGGGAUAUGGCUACUCAACCUGCUUUUCUGGCAUAUGGGGGCUCGGUAAUAGUAUUGGUAUUCAUUCUGGUCUUCCAUUUUGCACCAAGAUGUGGGCAUACAAAUGUGCUAGUUUAUACUGGCAUUUGUUCAUUGAUGGGUUCCCUCUCUGUGAUGAGUGUUAAGGCCCUCGGGACUUCUUUGAAGUUAACUUUUGAAGGGAAAAAUCAGUUGAUCUACCCAGAGACAUGGUUUUUUAUGUUGGUUGUGGCUAUAUGUGUCAUCAUGCAAAUGAAUUAUCUUAAUAAGAAAGCAUGGUGGAACAUUACUAUGGAGGAGGUUAUCAUUGGGCCUAAGUUUCAAAAAUGAAAAAUGCAGCAAGGUUGUCUUUUGUUUGUAUAUAUGAAGGAGAACGCCUUACAAACUCUAUAUGGGGGUAUGUUAGUGGCAAGGAUGUGAAAUUAGGCUCAUGAACAAGGGUCUGAGAGAUUAUGGAAGAAGAAAUAUACAUGAUGCACAGGAUGCAGAAGAGGUGAGGAGUGAAACAUGGGGAUGUGGUGGAAGGAGAGAGAGAAAGAAUAACAAAAUUUCAAGUGGCUAGAGGGUAGAGUGAGGAGAGUGAGAAGGAUUAUAUGACAGGUGUUGUAAUUGAAUCUGGUUAUGGGGAAAUCAGUAUCAAUAUUGGGUAGCCUUGGUGAGGAAGUUGGUUCUUCCUCAGGAAAGGGGUUCUCUAAUUUCUGCUAUUUGCUUGGUUUCUAUUGUCCAUCUUGUAAGGAGGUAGUCUCCAGCCAUUACCCUAAAUUUCUUUUUCAUUUUCUUGGGUUAGGUUUAUAUAUCUGAUAUAGGAGUAAUGGAGUAUCAAUAUUAAUUUAUACCAAGUAUUUCUGAAAGAAAGUUGGAUUGUUGGAGUGAGAACUACAAGUUGGCUAAAUGAAUCAAAAGUGAGCAAAAUAAAGCGUCGUAAAUAUUGAUUCAUGUCUAUGGUUUCACAUGUAUUAGUAUAGUUUUUUUUUGGUGUCUUGCGAUUAAGGGUAAUGUUGUAGCAAUAACUAUUAGGGAUAAUGUGACGGAAACUUGCAUAUGUUGGUUUUCUAUCGUGUCGUAAGACUAAUAGAAGAUCCAAAGUGAAAAUGGUAUCAUGAGGUGGUUUAAGGUCAUAAAAAUACCUAGAGAAGUGUUUUAAAAACCAAUAAGGAAAUUAUUCUUCUGUAAGAUUGUACUGAAAACAUAGGUUUUAAUAGAGCCUAUAGACAUUGAUUGAUUCAUGUAAAUGAGCCUAGCUAAUGGGAUAAGGUGGUCUUUGUUUCCAGACCCCUUUGAAUUGGUAUGCUACCACUUCUUAUUAAACUGAAGACAGAUGAAUAUAAAUCAGAAUGAAAAAUCUUAGGAACUGAAAUUCCGUUAAAAGAUCUGGAAUUCUUUUCAUGAUUUCUUGAGUUAAUCGUAUCAGUAAGAGGGGAAUUACAUUCCAUUGGAGGACUCUUUCUGAUAAGGUUUGAUAUCAAUAAUUCCUGCUAUCAUUUUACUAGUUUCAUUUUCGAUCCUCGAUUCAACAUACAAUAUUACAACAUGCUAAUUCCUACGGAACCAGAGCAUCUUACAAACCUCAGAACUAAGAUUAGUCAAUAAAACAAAAGUGAAAUCAAGAAAAAACAGAAGUAAAUGGCUUUGCACCAUGCAACAAUUAAAGGUUUAGUCUUUGGUACUCUCUCAUUGCUUACUGAUAAUCUUAUCUGAAACAGUCCUCUAUCAUUCCUCCAUACAGCGUGCAACGUGAUGUUACUUCUAUUUUAUUAUGUGAUUUCUUCUGAGUUCUGAGGUUUACUGUUAUGUUCUGUAUGAUUUCACAUACAAAGGAGAUUGGAUACAGGAGAAUAUUAGGCUGACUGAGGUGGCUAUGUUUCUGUAUCUUGUGUUAGCUUCUUAAUCAGUUUGACUGAGCUGUUUCUUGAUGUAGUGAUAUGAUCUUUUAGAAAUUAGAAAUGAAAUAAAUAUUUAAUUUGAAAAUGCUGGCAUCCCCAUUGCUAAAUUGCUGAUAUUUAUAGCUCUUUCCAGUGACGUAGUGAUCAAUUAUAUAUUUUACGUUUUCUAUUCUUAUUUCUUCGUUAAAUUUAUAUCAAAAUGAUGUUCAACUUAAAUUCAAUUGAAAAAGAAAGCAAUUACAGAUUAUUCAGAUUUGAAAAUAUGAAUCGACUACAUGCAUCACUGACAUGAUGGUAAUG